This is a messenger RNA of Penicillium antarcticum, 1305 nucleotides long. Its product is annotated as translation initiation factor eIF2B subunit beta. Bases 1 to 1305 code for a protein of 434 amino acids. Lineage: Eukaryota; Fungi; Ascomycota; Eurotiomycetes; Eurotiales; Aspergillaceae. The transcript has 4 exons. Gene Ontology annotation, biological process: translational initiation. The record is from RefSeq and is a predicted model, not a curated record. Gene Ontology annotation, cellular component: eukaryotic translation initiation factor 2B complex. Gene Ontology annotation, molecular function: translation initiation factor activity; guanyl-nucleotide exchange factor activity.
AUGCCGGCUACGUCUUUGGCCCUCACGCCGGGCCUGGCGUCUUUUCUGAAAUCUCUUAAGACUAAUCCGAUCGAUACCUCAAUUGAAAAUCUCAUUUCAUUGCUCAAGCGCCGCCAAAUCCGCCAUUCGCGUUCAUGUGCCACGGCAACUGCUUACUUGCUGCGCAGUGUCAUCUCAGCAUGCCGCACAGCAGACCCCGCAAAGCUCAUUGAGCGGGUGCAAGGUGUGGGAAGGCGGCUGAUGGCUGCGCAACCGCGCGAGAUGGUUGUGGGCAAUAUUGUGCGCCGAGUCCUCGGUCUUAUUCGCGACGAAGCGGAGGAUGAUCGCGAAGCAGAAUUCGCCCUCAGUGAUGUGGGCUCAGAGAGUCAGCCCCAAACACCCCGCGCAUUUGACGACCCAUCAUUGCCUCUGAACAGCGAUUCGCCCUCCUUUAGACCCGAGGAUAGAUCCGCUCGCCCCCCUCUGACUUCUAUGUUCAGCCUUCUCUCCCACCCAGAACCCGAGCACUCUCUCCCGAGCACCCCGGGAUCUCUAUCUCCAGGUGGACGGCUUCCCGGCCACGGGCCUAGCAAGGACGUUCGGGCCGAGGUGUUGGAUGGUAUUGGCGAGAUCAUUGACGAGUUGGGCCAGGUCGACGAUCAGAUUGCUGCCUAUGCUUUGGAUCACAUUCACUCGAACGAGAUCAUCCUCACACACACAUCGUCCACAACGGUUCAAAAAUUCCUGCUCAAGGCCGCCGCUAAGCGCAAGUUCACUGUCAUCCACGCCGAAUCAUACCCGAAUAACCAUGAGGCUACACACGCUACCGUCAGUGGUGGUAGCAUGCACGAUGAUGACAACCUCGGCUUCGAAACUUUCCAGAAGCCACUGAUCGAGCACGGCAUCACCGUAAUCCUCAUCCCAGACUCUGCCGUCUUCGCCCUCAUGUCCCGAGUCAACAAGGUCAUCUUGGGAACACACUCCGUCCUUGCUAAUGGUGGCCUUGUCGCCGCAGCCGGUACUCGUGUCAUUGCCCGUGCCGCCAAGGUCCACCAGACCCCCAUCGUGGUAGUGAGCGGAGUGUACAAGCUCAGCCCAGUCUAUCCCUUCGACUUUGACUCCCUUAUCGAGUAUGGUGAUGCAAGCAAGGUCCUCUCCUAUGAGGAUGGUGAUCUCGUCGAUCAAAUCGAUGUUCAAAAUCCCAUCUACGAUUACGUUCCCGCGGAACUAGUCGAUCUCUAUAUCACAAAUCUCGGUGGUCAUGCCCCAUCAUACCUCUACCGUAUUGUGUCUGACCACUACCGCAAAGAAGAUAUCAGCUUCUAA